GACCAACUCGCACUUGACCGUUUUUUAUAUCAAUGGUUGCUAUUCGCAUCAGUUUUACUGUGAUAUUGAAGGAAUGCGUUCGCAUGUGUCGUUUGUUCUACUAGUUAGUUGCGUUUUGGGUGUUCGAGUGAACAGACUAACAAACAAAAUUGUUGCCGAAACCAGAGAACAGUUAUCACCAAAUUUAAUCCCAUGUGGCCUCAACGACAUAAUAAUAUUAUCAGCACCUAUAGUCAAUCACAAUGUCUCAAUUUUUCAACUUACAAACCCAAACGGAGAUAUCAGAAAUCUAGAUCUUUCCAUGACCAAAGAUGCUAUAAUACCCGACGACCAUGAAAACUCUAUAGUUGUCAAAUAUGACAACAAUAAAGAAAGGAUCAUAACUAUGCUAAAUAGUUAUAAAAUAUUUAAUAUAAAUUAUGAAAUAACAGCGGAUGGGUUGGACGAUGUAUUCGCUAAUAAUGUGCAUGAUAUUAAAGAUAAUGAAUUUUUGAUUGGUCCGGUGAGUGAAGAGGACCAUGGAAACUGGGUGUUAAGUUUGUUUGCUCUAGAAAAUGGCAGAUGGCUGGAGAUGUUUCAAGUUAUAACUAUUAAAAUUAAAGAAUACAUUACACCAAAAGAAAAGUCCCAGUCCCUGCACAAAGGGGCAACAUUUCGUUUCGGAUUCGCAUAUCCUAUCCCGAAUUUGGAGAGCUGCGAGUUUACUGCACCCAAAACUACAUACGAUAGAUGGUAUGACAGAGACCAAGAUAACUUGGACUCUUGCAUGUUCAUAGUGAAGAACAUUACCAAAGAUGACGAAGGUCUAUGGAGAGUGGUCGGUGUUGGGAGAAUCGUGUAUAUGACUCAGGUCAUAUUGGCUGUUGUUUGAUUUUGCAAAUUAGUGAUCAAUUUAAGUCAUAACUGUUACCGCCUUUAAGUAUUAUUUAUACCUAUAAUACAAAUUUUCUUCUACAAAAUAUAAUACCUGAAUCAAUGAAACAUUAAAGCACUUGGAAGAACCUCAACUUUAGUUUUCCAUACCCAAAUUUGAAUUCAAUACUCUCUGCAAAAUAACUAGCACUAAAACUAAGAUUAACUAAGAUUAUCUUAAUAGAAAAUAUCGAUAGAAAUAGGCUUAUAAACUUGGGAUUCUUCUUUUAGGCGAUGGGCUAGCAACCUAUCACUAUUUGAAUCUCAAUUCUAUUAUCAAGCAAAUAAGUUAAACGUGACCUUUCAGUCUUUUCAAGACUGUUGUUGUUGUUGGCUCUAUCUACCCCGUCAGACGUGACUAUAUGUAUGUAUGUAAAAUAUCGAAAAAGAAACAAAUAAAUAAGAGCUCCCAAUAUUUAAAAUAACAAAUGCUUUUAAUAACAAUAAAGAUUAAGUACAAAAAAUAAAUAUAAUAAACCCUAUCGAGGCAGUCUAAGCACUCAUAGGUGUAGUACGACUAACAUCAUUAACAGGCAAAGGCAUCUUCUGGAAACUUCUUCGGAUGCUGUUUCUCCAGGAAUAGGCUCUGGCGAUGGUGUUCCUGCGGUUCUUGGCAGGGAUGAGGAGGACGCCGAAACAGAUGAAGAGAAUGAAAAGCAAGAUACCUGUACACCACCACCACAUGAAGUUAUCUGGAAAUUAAGUUUAUCAGAAUCAAUUGGUAUUCUUUUAGAUUUUUUUACUUCUAAAAAGUAGAGUAGUUUAUUUUCAUCAUACUUAUUUACAGCCUUUGAUCGUGUCUAAAACUUGACUUGAGUCUAGGAGGAAACAUGGACCUUUAUGUCAGCACCCGAGUUUGCCACACAAAUUUAAAAUCCCCCGUCAUUUACCACAAUACAUAGAUGUUGAUUAUCGUUUUUUGAGUUAAAAGUUUGCAACACUAUUUAUUUUUUCAAUUACUUUUCUCUCUUUUAACCUUCAUAAAAGCCGUGUAUUCUCAGAAGCUCCAUCUAUCCAAAGCUUGAUCCAUUAUGACAACAAGUAUUUGUACAUACGUUACGAAAAGAAGUAAGUAUCUUUUCUUUUCCAUAUCGUAUUUUAUAUUUUGCGGUACCAAAUUAGGCGGUUUGUGGUCUCCUAUUACAACCAGUGGAAGAGAGGAGUGAUCCUAUUCUUCUUCCAAAACCAUACCGCGUACAAUAAAUUUGCCAUCGUAACAUCUAAAUUCAUUAAGACAAUAUAAUCAUAACAUACUUGAUGUUGGUCUAGGGGUAAUGAUUAUAGGUGCAGAUUCAGUUGUAGUAUUCUCUGUAGAUGUAUCCUCAGACGUUGUAGGUGUUUCCAUGGUAUGGCUGGUGACACCCAAGACCUCCUCUUCUCUGCCGAUGAUCUUGACGGCGACAGUCCAAGG
This is a messenger RNA of Amyelois transitella, 2323 nucleotides long. RefSeq lists its product as uncharacterized. Bases 74 to 871 code for a protein of 265 amino acids. The record is from RefSeq and is a predicted model, not a curated record. NCBI's taxonomy places the organism in Eukaryota, Metazoa, Arthropoda, Insecta, Lepidoptera, Pyralidae. The transcript is spliced from 3 exons.